Schizosaccharomyces osmophilus is the source of this 4479-nucleotide messenger RNA. RefSeq names its product mitochondrial DNA polymerase, zeta catalytic subunit Rev3 (gene rev3). The record is from RefSeq and is a predicted model, not a curated record. Gene Ontology annotation, biological process: error-prone translesion synthesis; double-strand break repair via homologous recombination. Gene Ontology annotation, cellular component: nucleus; zeta DNA polymerase complex. The transcript has a single exon. Bases 1 to 4479 code for a protein of 1492 amino acids. Gene Ontology annotation, molecular function: nucleotide binding; DNA-directed DNA polymerase activity; DNA binding. Lineage: Eukaryota; Fungi; Ascomycota; Schizosaccharomycetes; Schizosaccharomycetales; Schizosaccharomycetaceae.
AUGAAUUUCUCGCUGGAGUCUAUAGAUUGGGAAUUAGAACCUUAUGAUCCUUCUUAUGAUCGGUUGGUUGACGAUUUGGAUAAUGAUGAAGACCGUCUUCCUCUCUUCCCAGUCAUUCGAAUCUUUGGAAUCAACGAUAAUUCAGAAACAGUUUGUUGCUUUCUCCACAAUGUAUUUCCUUAUCUUUAUGUCGAAUAUUCUGACUUUUCUAAUGAAAUUGAAGAGCAGGGAAGCAUAACUACUUUCCUCAAUAUCAUGCAUCUUGCUAUUCAUCAUGCUCUUGCCUUAGCUGCUAGAACCCAACCAGAGAAUUACAGACCUUCUGUACAAAGCGUUCAACUUAUAAAGGCAAUUCCCUUUUACGGGUACAAUGUCGGUUAUCGACGGUUUUUAAAAAUCGCUCUCUACAGCCCCAAAAACAGGGAUAGGCUGGUGGAUUUGUUUCGUCAAGGAGCAAUUCUAAAUAAAGUAAUUCAAGUUUAUGAAUCCCACCUAUCUUAUCUCUUGCAGUUUAUGGUUGACUAUAAUCUUCAUGGUUGUGCUCCGAUUCACUGUGAAAAUGAACAUUUGCAAGCGUCAAAAGAGCGAAAGUCGUACUGUGAGAUAGAGUUUCAUAUGGAUCCUCAAGUAAUUCUGAACUCCAGCAAGCUGGUAGAGCGUAACCUUCACUCUUCUAUAUUUGAGUCUUCAUUCGGCCAUGAUUCUUUGCUAAUUAGUAGUCUUUCCGAGAUCUGGAAAUCGGAGGCGAAAAGACGCAAUAUAAUCAGUACAGAUGAAACUAUUAGUUUAUCAGAAUUGCAACAGAGCCAAUUGUCUUUGAAGUCCACUGGUGAUAAUAUCACCAGAUGCUCUCCUCAUUGGAAAAAUGAAGACCAGCUAAAAAAGGAAUUUAUAAAGCUAUUAGAUGAGGCUAACAAGAGGUCGUCUCAAAUGGAACCGUUAAACAUGUCUGACCCAUGGCCUGAUAUUCCCACUGGUUUUGUUGCCCUGCAUUCGAUAAACCCUACGUAUUCCUCACAAAGUUUAGCUUCAAUUUCUCAGUUAUCAAGUGAAGACCGUCAAGUGUCGUCUAAUAUACAAGCGUCACCAGAGAAGAUGAAAACAGACAUUGUAGAAGUUGAGAAUUCGUUCGAACAAUUAGAUUCUGAGUUAGAGAAUAUCAUGGGAAACUCCGUCUUCGAAUCAUUCCCAUUUGUACAGCCUAAUUCGAAUGUGGGAGCUGUUUCGAACCCCUCAACUCCACCGUUAUCUGAAUCCCCAUUAGAUUCCCCCAAGUCAAGCCCUCCUUCAUUGAACGAAUCAUUUCGAGUUGUCAGCUCCCCUUUGAAUUCGCCAAAUUCGAAUUUACGAUUAAAAGGAGGAGGUAAUAUCAGAAAACGUCCAGUCGAGCUUGUAAACUCAUCCGAUGAGUCCUUUCCUAGUUUACGUCCUCUUCCUUCUAGCAAUCCUGAGACUGGGUGCGUCCGUUUUCAAAAAUACAGAAAACCACGAGCUAACUUCGAAGAUUUCACUAGAUGGACGCAAUUACCAAAGGAAUAUCGCUUACCUUAUAGACCCCGCAAAGAAGAACAUGUUUUUGCUAAAAAACCACCAUCUCGUCAACUCUUGAUGGAUACUAUAUCCUCUGUUAAUAUACCGACGAUACUGUACCCCUAUAUACAUUACAGUCUGACAAAGGACAUUCCUUCUGGCUAUCAGGAAUAUUUAGGAAAUGUGUAUUAUCCUCGAGGCAUUACAGCAAAAUACCUUCAAGAAUUUCACUGUGAUGGCCGUGUAGAAGAAAACAUGACGAGUACAUCGCUUAAAUUACCACCUGUCAGAACGUCUACCACAUGGGAAUAUGUUAUUCCUCCUCCUACUCUCUCUGAAUUGAAUAGCUGGUCAAAGAAUAAGAAAGCUAAUACUAAUAAUAAUAAUACUUACAGAACUCCUUCUGCUAGCCAGCAAAAGGUUUUUAACAAGGAUCCCUAUGCUUCGAUACGUAUAUUAUCUCUUGAGUUAUUUUGUAAUAGCAAAAGUGGUUUACUUCCUGAUCCUUCCAAAGAUCCAAUAGAAGGUUGUUUUUGGGCGUAUCAAGAAAAUGCUAAUAUUCGUUCCAUUGAAAAAUACGGAUUUAUUGUAAAUUCCCCGAACGUAGAAAGCACUGCUUUUGAAAAAUCUUUCCCAGGUGCUACAGUUUUAUUGGUUUUUUCAGAAAUUGAACUAUUGAACGAAAUUAUCUCUUUGACGCGUCAAUUAGAUCCCACUAUACUAUGCGGUUAUGAGGUACACAGUAGCUCAUGGGGAUAUCUUAUUGAAAGAGCGGCGUAUAAAUUCAAUUAUGACCUUCCAGAGCAGCUUUCACGGUUGGCUGAUACAACGAAAGGAGCAUUUGCAAAAAAAAAUGAUGCUUGGAGUUAUUCUACCACCUCAUCAAUCAAAAUUGUUGGACGGCACAUGCUAAACAUUUGGCGAAUAAUCAGAGGAGAGAUUAGUCUUCUAAACUAUUCACUAGAAAACGUGGUGGCUCACCUGUUUGGCAUCCAAACGCCUUUUUACAGACAAGCAGAUUUGGUAGAACUUUGGAACACGCCUGCUUAUCAUGACAAACAUAUUCUUUUUCAAUAUAUGUUAAAAAGAACAAAAUUUUCUUUGGAAAUACUAUCCUCAAGAUCGAUUAUCACGAAAAUCCGAGAGCAAGCUCGAGUCGUAGGUAUAGAUUUUAUGUCUGUUAUAUCCAGAGGUUCACAAUUUAAAGUUGAAGCAAUCAUGUUUCGUAUUGCCAAAUCCGAAAACUACUUACUUGUUUCACCAAGUGCUAAGCAAGUAGCUGAACAAAAUGCGUUGGAAGCGUUGCCGUUAGUUAUGGAACCUCGAUCCAAUAUGUAUCAUAAUCCAGUGUUGGUAUUGGAUUUUCAGUCCUUGUAUCCUUCUAUCAUUAUAGCAUAUAAUCUGUGCUAUUCUACUUGUUUAGGGCCUGUACGAUCCGUUAACGGGAAAUUUAAACUUGGGUUUAUGCCUUAUUCUGUUGAUCCUCGCGUAAUGGACAUUCUUAAAGACAAUGUAUAUAUUUCGCCAAAUGGAUACGCAUACGUGAACAAAGAAGUUAGGAAAUCUUUGAUAGCCAAGAUGCUCGAGGAACUUAUUGAGACCAGGGCAAUGAUAAAAAAGGGAAUGAAAGAUUGUGAUUCACCAUAUGUGUACCAGAUUUUAGAUAGUCGGCAAUUGGCACUGAAGCUGAUUGCAAAUGUGACAUAUGGUUACACGUCUGCUUCCUUCUCGGGUCGAAUGCCUUGCUCAGAAAUUGCUGACACAAUUGUUGAAACAGGACGAGAACUUCUUGGAAACGCGCUAUCUUACAUUAAUAAUCAUAAAAAAUUUGAUGCGAAGGUUGUAUAUGGUGACACUGAUAGUUUGUUUGUCGAAUUACCAGGAAAAACUAAAGAGCAAGCAUUUGAGAUUGGGCAUUUGCUUGCAUCAGAAAUUACCUCAAUGUUUCCUUCACCGAUUCGUUUAAAAUUUGAAAAGGUAUACUUACCAUGUUUUUUACUAGCAAAGAAGAGAUACGUGGGCUACAAGUAUGAAAAAGCGAAUGAGGCUGUCCCUUCAUUUGAUGCUAAAGGGAUUGAAACAGUGAGACGGGAUGGAACACCCAUACAGCAAAAAGUUCUUCGCAGUUGCAUAGAAAAGUUAUUCCAGUCCAAAGAUUUGUCUCAAGUGAAAAAGGGGUUUCAAGAGUUUUGUUCCAAAAUUAUGUCCGAAGAAAUCCCAGCUAUGGAUUUUUGUUAUAAUAAGGAAGUGCGUAUGGACAAAUACAAAGAACUAAGUACGGCCCCUCCUGGGGCUACUAUGGCAAGACGUUUAAUGACUAAAGAUCCUAGGUCUGAACCUCAAUAUGGUGAACGUGUUCCUUACUUGGUCCUAGCGGGGGCACCAGGAACCACUCUGGCAAAUCGUUCUGUCUCUCCAGAGGAAUAUCUUUCGGAUAGUUUUUCACAAUUAGAUAUUGAUUAUUAUAUUAGGCACAAUUUAAUUCCGCCGUUGGAUAGGUUUUUGAAUCUACUUGGCACUAGUGCUGAAUCUUGGUACAAUGAAAUGCCAAAACGACUUCAUAAAUUGAUACGAGCAGGAGCUUUGGGUGACGGCUCUAAAGUCCACAAAAAGACACUAGAUAAGUUUUUGACAGAAAGGCUUUGUUCCUCUUGCCUCCGGAACAUGGUAAGCAACCAAAAUUCUUCCGAAAAUAAAUAUCUCUGUGAUGAUUGUCUGAAGAAUGUACCAGCAGCUACGACUAGAGUUAUUCAACAGAGCAAAGACGUUGCUAUUAGAUUAGCAAGGUUAGAAGAUAUAUGCCGGGGAUGCAGUGCCAUUUCUUCUUCUGAUCCUGUUCUAUGCCGGUCAAAGUCUUGUAAAAUAUAUUACGACAGAGCUAAGACAUAUAGCAAGGCGAAAGCUCAGGCAGAACUAUACGAGAGAACAUUACUUUCCUUAGAUUGGUAA